AAUUUCAUAAAUAAAUAACGUAGGGGUUUUUGUGGGGUUCCCGCGCGGGCGAAGAGAAUGGCGAGCGUGGCAGCGGCCAUAGAGCAGGCAGAGGCAGAGGCUCCAAAACGCGUUGAUGAGUCACUUUGGUGGGAUUCCUUCCCUUCCCUCCUCUCUCUACUACAACGCCCUUCUCCCGCUCUUUUGGAGAGACUGAGAAAACAGCAUGGUUGUUUACUGAAUUUAUUAUCAACUUUCAAACUACCCAAUUCUAAUUCAAGAACAGCUAUUAAUUGUCCUAGAGUAAUAAUUGGGGACCAUAAUAUUGAGAUCAAACCAGAGUUGAAGAAUGUGGUUGUUCAGCUUAGUUCUUGUCUGGCAUUGGAUGAAGUGCAGAUGUAUAUCCUUGUGAGCAGGUCUCUUGAACUAGAGGCCCCAUGUGUAACAUAUGAAUUCGAAUCUCUUUUUAAAAGGAUUGCAAUGCAGUAUUUCUUGGAGCGACAAUGCCUUCUAAAAUGCAGUCAUCAAGUCUUGGUGCAUAGGUUGUCAGUUGAAAGCGGUUCCCCUGAACAUGAUGCAAUAACAAAGGAAGUAAAUGAAUUACUAAAUAGUGGAUUGGAGGAUAAGCUGUUAGCAGUUUUAAAGGAAUUACUUUCAUCUGAGAAACAAUCUAGUUUGGAUCUUCAAUAUGUGGACAUGUGGGCUGAGGAGACAUUGAUUGAAGAAAAUUUGAUUUUGGACAUCUUAUUCCUUCUCUACUAUGAACCAUUUUGCAUUUGUACGGUUGAUAGAUUUAAAAAGUUACUUUCCAUGUUCAAGGAAAUCAUAACUGGUUGCAGCAAUAUUGGGAAACUGGCUGUAACACAGGUUGCUCAAAAGUAUGCACAGGUUGUGAAAUACCAGGUUAUUCUAAUUGUCAUUGAAGCAUUGAACUUUGAAAAUCUUCUUCAUAUGGUCUAUGAAGGAGUUCCAUUCAGCCAAGGUUCUCAUGCAUUUUCACUUGGGGACUUGCAAGAAAUUGAUGAUUUAAUUUCAGAUAUUAUUUCAUCAGAAGCUCCUGAAGUAGGUCCUAUAAUGUUUGCGUGGGCUAUUUUCAUUUGUCUUGUGUCAAUGCUUACAAAAACAGAAAACCAAACAAGAGUGGAAAUUGAUCAUUCGGCUUACAUUCGUCAAGCUUAUGAAAGGGGAGCACCUAAUACUAUUCUACUAAUGCUUCAAAGUGAAAUUUUUGAAGACUUAAAUGAUCAAGUUGUUGGAUACAAGAGCGUGUUAAAAACACUAAUUUCUGCAUUCAUUGCAGCAUAUGAUAUAGCUAACCAGAUGGAUGAUAACAUUGUUAAGUUUCUUUUGGAUUUGUUAUGCGAAAUAUUUUCUGGCCAGGAAUCCCUUUGCUUAGAAUUUUGGGAUCGAGAGAGUGUGAUUGAUGGGCCAAUUCGAAGUCUGCUUUUCACAUUUAGGGACAAUUUUCCAUAUCAGACUUUGCCUAUGAUUCGCAUGCUGUCUUCAUUAUGUGAAGGAACCUGGCCUGCUGAAUGUGUAUUUGACUUUUUAUAUAGAUUGUCAAAAAUAACCUGCUUAUUCCAGAGGAGAGGUUUCUCUUAUGUAAACAAUGAUUUACAAACAGUGCAAGCACAUAUUUCCUUGCAAGUUCCUGGAGCAUCUGGAUUGGUUAUACCUGCUGGGACAUUUGGAUGUGUCAUGAAGACAGUAGAUGAAGAUGUGAUUCUUGUUCGUUGGGAGAGCAUACAUCCUGGAAUAUUGGUGGUACUCUUGAGAAUGAUGCGAGAUUUUUCUUGCUAUCAAGAAUAUGAAGAGUUGGUAGGAAGCCUAGGACUGCUUAAUCAAAUGUUGAUGUUCAACAAGGCAUUAACUUUGAAGUUGCUAGAACUUGAUAGCUCUGUGGUUGUUCAGACAGCUCGAUGUUAUGGAUACAUGGAAAGGACUGUGGAGGUUGAUACCGUUAAGAUUUUUUGCAGUUUGAUAAACAAUGCUGUCUGUCUCAGCAAUGGGUUCAAAGUUGUAGCAUUGUGCACCGGUAUCCUAUGCAAGUUUUUUGAUUGCUUUCCUAUUCAAGUUGCAUCUCAAAUUUUUAGUACGCUACUUUUUCAAUCUCACACAGACAUAUCUAACAGUGAUGGUUGGUUACUUCCAGAGGCGUUUACUAAAUUAUUGUCAUUGGAUGGUGACCAUAGUGGAGGAUCUUAUGUUUUCACUAUUUCUAUUUUGGAUCUCUUUAAAACAAUUAUUACAAAAGGAAUGCAAAUAGAUUCAGUUGUCAUCUUGGUCGUCUAUAUAGUGCGAUACAUUCUUGUUAAUCAUGGAAGCUGGAAAUACAAGUUUAAACAUGAACCAUGGGAGAUAUUGUCAAAGGUGUUCAGUCUUAUGCAUGUAUGCAUUGGUAGUACGUUGAAUAAGCAUCCAAUUGAGCUGAAGCAUACUUUGAUGGAGAUACUAUUGUUUGAUACGACCAUCCACAAUAUCAUUCUUCAUGUUUUAUGUGUAAGAGCAGAGUUCUUGGAGGAACUAUACACAAGUCACUUUGUGAGUCCCAAAGAGAUUGAAUGGCGGCAGCAGGCUAUGUAUUCAGCUCUUGAUCUAGUCGGAUUUGCGGUUAUUGAUGUUACAUUUGGGGACUCCUCAAAAGAUUUUCCAGGCCCAUCAGCUUUGGAGCAGACAUUGCUACAUUCAACAACACCGCCUGUUCCUUUUAUCAUUGCUGCAAUCUCCUUAUUGGGUUUCUUUCGCAAUCCUGCAUUACAAUUGGCUGCUGCGAAAGUCCUAUCCAGUUUAUGUUUCGUUGCCCAGAAGACACACUCACACGCAGUAAGCAUUGCAAGCUAUGUAUCAAGUUCUAAACAGAGAAACAAUCUAAAUUUGGUGAUUUGCCGUCUAUUAUGUGCGGAGAAUGCUUUAUCAAAUUUGGAGCUCUUUUCUGCUACUUUAGAUCUGGUUACAUCUGCAGCUCUUUACCAGCCUACAUUUGUAGAGAUUAUGCUAUUUCCUCAAGGAAGAACUGUAGAGUCUUCUAUUAUGGAAAACAACAUAACCACCGCAUUGUCUGCUUCAAGCAUUAAAUUAGAGGAGACAAUGACAGUCAAUGGUGUUGAUGUGGUAUGGAGCUAUAUACAGAAUUGUGAAGAUCUUAUGAAUAGACAACCUUAUAUACUCUCACAAAUUCUUCAUUUUCUAAAGAUACACUGGCAAGGAGGUGCUGAAUGCAUACAUAUUCUUCAUAAGCUUCAUAACCAGCACAUGUUUUGGAAGUAUAUAUCAUCUUCUAUUUCAAAAUUCCCCUUCAGCAAUAUUACCAUUGAUGAGGCUUUAUCCAAAGCAUUCCAGUAUAAUUGCCAAUCUUCAGUGCUGCAUAUCAUGGCCAAUGAAAUAUUUAUUCAAAAUCACCUUGUACAGGCUGAGAAGAUUCUAACUAAGCGUGCUGCUGCAUCAUCAAAUAAUAUUAACAAUUUCACAACUGGAUAUGAUAAUAAAUCUAUGAUGUCGAAGUCAACUGGAUCAUCUGGUGCUCUAAAAGUUUUGUUGGACUGGAAUGAAAAUUCGGUCAUCUGUAGAAUUCUUCAGUCUUAUGCAUCAUGUUUGUAUAAUAAGGAACUCCUGCUUGAUGCAAAGGCCACAGCUUGUGCUUUUGUUGUUGCUUUGAUUGGGAAGGAAUUGGUUGGUGACAAUAGAGGAUUGAGUUUGUCCUUAAUUAAGAAGAUUCAAUUGGCUUCAAAAGAUUUGUUUGAACAUCCUGGUUUUGUUGAACUAAUGGAGCAAUACUCAACACGAGGAUACAGUUCAGAGAGAGGUCUUCAUGCUUUAAUUGUAAAUGAUUUGUACUAUCAUCUUCAAGGAGAGUUAGAAGGUCGACAAAUCCCUCCUGGAUCAUUUCAGAAAGUUUCAGACUAUCUCGUAAAGCUGAAUCUAGAUUCAAUUUUGCAAAGCAGCGUGCAUGUCCGAUCACAAGAUCUUCAUCCACUGUAUGGUGAUGACUAUAUUUAUGAUACCAAAUCCCUUGAAGCAGAAUUGGGUAUGGAGUGGUGGUCUGAUUCUGAUGAGAAAGGUUCCAUUGUUGCAGCACAAAAGAUGCUGCAGGUUUUGAAGCAUGCAAACGUAGCAUUUUCCCUUGCAGAUUCACAGAAAAAUGCAUUAAAAGCAUGGAUGACUUUACUAACAUUAACAAUAUUUGACAAAAAUACUGGGACAGAUGUACGGACAGUAAUGCCAGAUGCAAUCUUGUCUGAAACAUCAAUAGAGUCGUGCAUUAAAGGUCUGUGUGACUAUUUACAUACAUCUAUGCAGUUAUUGGGACCUGUUGGGGACCCAACAAAUCAUAUGCCAAAUUUCAUCAUUAUACAGGCACAGCUUUUGCUGAUUUUUGUUUGGUGGAUGUAUGGUUGUAUCACAUCAAGGAAGAAUGGUAUGCAAGCCUGGCCACUUUAUGCAAGAGUGAUUAGAACUGUUAUCACAAACCUAAGAGUAUUGAUGGAUACCAAACCAUUUGUUCAUGAUGGGAUUGAGACUAUUGUUAGAUGUCUCCUUGCAGUACUCCUGAUAUCAUUAGAACUUAUUAAUUCUCAAAACAUAGAGCACAAUGCAAGCAGACAGUCAAAGUCAGACAUGCAGAAUUUGGGAGAUGCUUUUGCUGAUGUUUCACUUAUGAGCUUGGAGUUUCUACCUGUUCUUUGCAAUUGUGUUGAAAAUGACAAGUUUGGUAACCUCUCCUUAGCUAUAACUGAUGUACUCUUGAAAGGAUUUUUGGCACCUCAUGCCUGGCUACCUGUUUUGCAAAAGCAUUUUCCAACAAAGUUAGUAAUUUGUCGAAUUCGACAUGACAAGUGGCAAGAAUCUGCUCCAGUUGUUUUGAAUUUAUGUUUAUCUUUAGCUCGUGUGAGAGAAGGUGCUGAGAUGCUUCAGUCAGCUGGCUUUUUUUCAUGCUUGUCAACAUUUAGCCAGUUUGUAAGGAAUGAAAUUUCAUUGAGUUCUGGACAAACAGAGGGUCCAUUCUCUCUUUGGAACAAAUGGGGACUUUCUGAUAGGUUAUGGGGUCUGGGAUUAGUCGUCAUAACGGCAAUGGUGAUGUCAGUUGGAGAAAAUGAUGCAGGGGUUGCAGUUCUAUGCAAUGCGUUGACUUACUUCAUAUCAGAAAAAGAUUACAUCUUGUGUGCAAUAAAAGCCCCAGAUAAUCUGACUGAUGCACUUGGCAGAAAACAAACAAGAAAUCGGAUGCCUCAAACCUCAGUUAUUGCCUUACAAAACACCGAGCAUGCCAUUACUCUUAUGAGUCAGCUUGCAAAGAACAGAGUGACACGGCCAGAUAUGAUGCAAUAUGUGGAUUCAGAAAUGAGGGAAAAUAUUAUACAUCUCUUAUCUUUUAUUAGCAAAGAAGCCCAUUUAUGUUCUGGAGACAUGCCUUACAAAAGUAUGCUUUUACAAUGCUCUCACCUACAAAAGGAAGAGAUAGCUGCGCUUGUAAAUCCUUCUGUAGUAAAUUGCAAGAGUGGAUGGUUUUCAGUUGCAGCAAGAGGUUAUGUGACCAAAAACAGGCAAUCACUAUCAUCACAACAAACUGCACCUGAUCCUGUAAAGAGCAUUGUACCAUUAUCCUUCACUAAAGGCGGAGCAGAAUUGGAUGCUAUUCCUCUUUUCUGCACAGAAUAUUCAGAUAUGAUUGCCUUACAUGUAUACAGAAUAACUCUUCUGAUUUUAAAUUUUUUGUGCAUGCAAGCACAAGCAGCAAUAAAAGGAGUUGAGGAAGAUGGAAAUGUUGAUCUUGUUCAUUUCCCAGAGCUUCCAGUGCCUGAGAUUUUUCAUGGUCUUCAGGAUCAAGCAUUUAAUAUUGUCACAGAAUUAUGCAGCUCCAGGAAACAAGAUCCCAUUGAGCCUCAAAUUCAAAGUGUGUGUCUUUUACUUUUGAGAAUUAUGGAACAAUCACUAUACUUGGAGCUUUGUGUUACACGGAUCUGUGGAAUCAGUCCAGUAUCGGUUCGUUUGGAUGACUUUUCAAAGGAGUACAAAAGUUUAAUUUCAGAUACGCAAGGGAAAACAUUUCUAGAGGCUCCUAUGAAGUCUAUAAAGCGUGUUGUGAUGUUGUUGUAUCCUAGUUUAUCCUAAGUUGGGAAUGAUAAACUAAAGCAACUCACAAUGUUGGAUCACUUUUUCAUCACAAUAUUCACACUAGUUCUUCCACUUAUAUUCUCGAACUUCCAUUGCAACAACAUAUUUUAAAAAUUUUAAGUCGAGGAUUGUUCUAUGAUGAAUUUAGGAUAGCACAUAAUAAGUGCAUAGCUUCUUUUCACAAAGAAGUUGGAGUUCAUCAAGCAGCUGCUGAUGCAAUUAUCAUGUAAACAUUUUUCUUGAAAGCAGCUAAAAUGACAUUGUGAAAGCGGUUAUGUUGAGCGUUGCAAUUUUGAAAAUUACGAUAACAAUGUAAAUGUUGGAGCAUUUUAUGAGCAAUCUUAAUUUACUAGUGAUAAAGAGUUGUCAGCAAAACAAAAUAAAACUACGUAAUGUAAUCCUCAUUGAAGCAAGCAGGUGGGAAUUUACUGUUGUAAGCAUCUUUGUGUAAGAUGAUUCUUUAUAACUCUCACUAUCAAAUUUAGUGUUUAGUCA
This is a messenger RNA of Cryptomeria japonica (Japanese cedar), 6585 nucleotides long. RefSeq lists its product as uncharacterized. Gene Ontology annotation, cellular component: nuclear pore inner ring. NCBI's taxonomy places the organism in Eukaryota, Viridiplantae, Streptophyta, Pinopsida, Cupressales, Cupressaceae. Bases 58 to 6087 code for a protein of 2009 amino acids. Gene Ontology annotation, biological process: protein import into nucleus; RNA export from nucleus. Gene Ontology annotation, molecular function: protein dimerization activity; DNA binding; structural constituent of nuclear pore. The record is from RefSeq and is a predicted model, not a curated record. The transcript is spliced from 32 exons.